Molecule: messenger RNA, 181 nt
Organism: Gongylonema pulchrum
Lineage: Eukaryota; Metazoa; Nematoda; Chromadorea; Rhabditida; Gongylonematidae
Source: the annotation of a GenBank genome assembly
GGUGGUGCUUCCGCGAAGGCACCUGUAUCAGCAGAUACCAAGGGCGGCGAUACUGAUGCAGCAUCGACCGAUGCAAAGAAAAAGGAGGAAAAAGAGAAAGAAGAGGAAUCUGAUGACGAUCUGGGCUUUGGGAUUUUUGAUUGAUUUGAGUUUAUCUGUUCCUGUAAAAACUGUUAUCUGA